Molecule: messenger RNA, 1674 nt
Organism: Stylonychia lemnae
Lineage: Eukaryota; Ciliophora; Spirotrichea; Sporadotrichida; Oxytrichidae
Source: the annotation of a GenBank genome assembly
AUGAUUGACUUAGUAAGAAGAGCUGAUCGAUACGGAGAAACUGUUGGCUUUAAGUAUAGAGGCAAGAAUUAGCAUCAAACAUUUAUGGGUGGGUUUCUCACUCUAAUGCAAGCAAGCUGGGUCAUUGCACUCUUUUUCAUACUUCUCUAUGAUAUUAAGAUUUUUCUUCAAACAAUAUUCUUGGGAUUGCAAAAUGAUAUUUAACUUGUUGGGCUAUUGGAAAGUAAUUGGGCUUGCAUAUCUGACUUUGAAGCUAACAUACAAGGAUAAGAUAUGAGUUUAGUGUAGAAUUUCUUAAAUAUCAAGGUUGAACUUUGUUAAAAUAGAUCAGAAUCUGGAAUUUCAAUCCCAGAUUCUGAGAGUCUUGAUUGUGCAUCUAACGAAGAAAUUAUGUAAUUUGUGAAUAAGGUAUAAUUUAUGGUAGCAUUUGUGAAUAAAUAUUUCGAUGCAGAUGAUUUCUCGUAGUCUAUAAAGAGUGAGGUUAAUAUAUAGUUCUAUAAUCCAGUUUACGGAUUCAAUCAGGUUUAAUAACUAAACUUACAACUUAAUCAGUUGAAUGUAAAAGAUAAUCCGUUUUUGGAUAUUUUAACUCUAAAAGAAUAUGAAUUUCUAAAAAUAUCUGCCUAAAAAACUACCUAUGCUGCCUAGUAACCUGGAUCUUAAGACGUCUUUAACUUAUAUCUAAUGUGUGAUCAAUAAGAGAUUUCUAUAGAGUAAAGUGUUUACACAAUAAUCAGUAUAUUCACUAUAAUCGGAGGGUAUCAUAAUUUUUUGACAUUUUUCUUCAGGUUCUUAAAUUCAACAUUCAAAAGAUAAAUUUUCUAUUGGGACUUAAUGAAUAAUAUCUUUUACUUUCAUUAAGAUGCUAGUAAGAGUAAGUAUCAUCAGCAUGAUAGAAAGUGUCAAUUUGAUAAGGAAAUUCUAAAACAUGAAAUUGCAAAAAGAGUCCAAGAUAAAAAAUACGAAGGAAUGAGAGAUGUUUGCCAAUUUUUUUACUUAAAAUUCAAAAAACGAGCAAGCAAGAAGUAUAAUUACUACCAAAACGGUUCAAAGAAACUAGACAAGAUAUUAGAUAUAGGAUAUAUAAUCAAAAUUAUAAAACAAACCUAAAUGGGUGUAAAGUUGCUUCUUAACAAAAGUUAGUAUAUUAGCCUAUAGUUUAUGAGCUAUAAUACCAUUCAUCCUCAAUAGAUUAAUUAUCAAAGAAAGAAUACUUUGGCAGACCUAGAUAAUUUUAGAUUUAAAAAAGCCCUCAAUGAAAUGAAUCAUAACUUCGACCGUCUCUCUUGUCAUUAUGAUCGCCAUAUAAAUAGAACUAUCAUCAACAACAUUUGUCACAUAAAAAAACGAAGAAAAUCACUUUUAAAGCAGCAAAAAAGCAAGACGAAUAUUUCAGAGCGAAUACUUCUACUCAAUUAGGAUGAAAAUUCUAAUUCAAUUAGAAAUAUCGAUGAAUCUCCUUAAAUCAGAUUUCACUAAGCUUCGAAUUUAGGAUAGAUAUUCUCAAAUGAAUUGAGCAAGGUAAAGCACUUAUAGAAACAAAAUAGACUGAAAAAUUCUAAUAAUUUCUCAGAUUAAGUGAUACCAUUUGAUUAAACGCCAAUAUCUCAUGAAAGAGUCCACACUAAUACACAAACAGAAUUUUCUAAGUUCAGAUUAAAAAAUGAAAUUUGA